This is a messenger RNA of Megalops cyprinoides (Indo-Pacific tarpon), 2511 nucleotides long. Its product is annotated as transforming growth factor-beta receptor-associated protein 1. Lineage: Eukaryota; Metazoa; Chordata; Actinopteri; Elopiformes; Megalopidae. Gene Ontology annotation, cellular component: membrane; cytoplasm. The record is from RefSeq and is a predicted model, not a curated record. Gene Ontology annotation, biological process: autophagy; intracellular protein transport; vesicle-mediated transport.
AUGAGUCUUAAAGCCUUUCGCCCCGUGCUGGUCCUAGAGAAGCCACCCUCUGGCAAAGAAAAGGAUAAGAACAGCAUUCUCUGCCUGGAAGCCUGCGGCAGGAACCUUUACAUUGGAACUAAAGACUGCAUCGUCCAGCAUUUCGUCAUGUCAGACACCUAUGGGGAGAGAGCUGAGGGGACAAGCCUGGGAAUUCGGGAGGCACGGAAGAAGCAACUUGGGUCAAAGGGCGCGGUCUCCCAGCUGGGUGCCAUCCCGGUCCUAAAUCACCUCCUCAUGCUCUGCGACGGCUCCCUGUCCGUGCUCAACAUGUUCUCCCUCGAGCCCCUCCCCGCCCUCCGCAAGAUCCGAAACGUGUCCCUUUUCUGCUUGGGCAAGGCCGCUGACCCCGCCGACCCGGCCCACGUCACCCUCUUCACGGCAUCCAAUAGGAAGAGGGGUGUGAGCAUCCACACGGUGUCCGUGGACAGCUGGGAGUCGGUCAGCGAGGUGAUGCUGCCCCAGGAGCCAAUUGCGCUGGGUGGGGGCUGCCUCUGUGUUGCCACGGGCAACAGGUACAUCCUUCAUGACCACAAGAGCGGGACCACGCUUGACCUGUUCCCACACGAGUUGCCCAAGCACGCAGUCCUCAUUAAUGCCAUCGGGAAAGGGGAGUUUCUUCUGCACAGUCCAGGAUCCUUGGGAAUGUUUGUGACGAGAAGCGGGGUGUCCUUGCGCCCACCGGUGCAGUGGCCAGAGGGGGUUCUGGGGGCGGCAGUACACUUCCCCUAUGUGCUGACACUGCACAGAGAGUCUGUGCACAUCUACAGCAUGCUGGACCAGCGGCUCAAGCAGACCAUUCCUCUGCACGGAGGCCGGGGCCUGCUGUCGGCACCAGACGGCGUGUUUGUUUUCACGGAUAAAGAAGUCCAUCGCCUGUUGCCUGUUCCUCUCGAAGAGCAGAUCAAAGCCCUGCUAGGCAGUGAAAGAAUGGAUGAGGCCUUGGAUUUAGCCCAGGGUGCACAGUCACUGUUCCCACAGGGCAUGUACAAGGUGCUACAUAAGAACAUCACGUGCAUGGCUGGAUUUGUGAAAUUCUACCGGGAAUGUUUUUCAGAGGCGAAAGAUCUUUUUAUAAAAGGCAAUUUGGACCCAAGAGAAAUCAUUUGCCUGUUCCCUGAGCUGUACCCACUUGAUGGAGACUACAAACCCCAGCAUGUUCCUGUCUUCAAUGCCAAAGACCUCUGGGUGCUGAGAGAGGACCACGCCACAUUUCAGCGAUACCAGGAGUUCCUGAUUGAUCUCCUGAAAGCAGUGCGGGGGACGGACCUGAGCCGUGGCUGCUGUCAGGAUGUUGAUGGGGCUCUUCUGAAACUUUACGCGCAGAGAGGAGAGGGCGAGGAUCUUACAGAGCUAGUGUCCUCUCCAAAUGACUGUAAUCUCAGUAUGUGUGCGCCUUACUUGGAGCGAUACAAGAGAUUUUUCGCCCUUGGUCUGCUAUAUCAGAGCCACGGUCAAGAUUAUGAUGCGAUUGAGACAUGGGUGAAUAUCGUGGAUGGGGAUUACCAGGAAGGCAUGAAUCCCAGAGUGUACGAGCACAUCGUGAAUUUACUCCGUCUACAGAAACAUGGAGAACUUUUCUGGAAGUUUGCUGAUUGGGGACUGCUGAAAAACCAGGAGGUGGGCGUGAAAAUCUUCACAGAGAGAGAGGAUCCUCUGGGUGAGGAAGAUGUCCUCAGCUUUUUGCAGAAGUACCCCCUUGCCUUGGAGUUGUACCUGGAGCAUAUGGUUCAUGGCCUCAAUAGCAAGAAAGAGAGGCACCAUACGCUCUUGGCCAUGACGUACAUCACACGGGUGCUACAGGUAAUGGAGAAGGGAGACAGCUCAGAAACAACUGCCAGCAGGACCAGGGAGAAACUGCAGCAAUUCCUGCAGGAGUCCAACCUCUAUGACACUGCUGCAGUUCAAGACAGAAUCCAGGCAACCUCCCUUCAUGUGGAGAGAGCCAUUGUGCAUGGAGCUGCUGGAGAGCACCGCGAGGCACUAUACAUUCUGGUCCAUGAUAAGAAAGAUCCCUGCGCCGCCGAAGACUACUGCAGGAGGGCGUCCGUUGGCCAGUGCGAGGAGUUCGGCCACGCCCUCUUCUUCGCCCUGCUCGAGGUCCAUCUCGGAUCGCCCGACCCUGCGGGUGCAGCGGCGGACCUGCUCAACCGCAACGCGGCCGCCUUUGACCCGGUCGCCGUCCUCCGGGCGCUCCCCGGGACCUGGUCCCUGCAGAUGGUGGCCCGGUUCCUGUCCGAAUCUGUGAGGGGGGCGUUCCACCGCAGGAAAAUGGGAAGGGUAGAGAGGAACCUGGCGCAAGUGGAGCAUCUGAGACUGAAGUACAUCAGGACCAUAGUGACUCGUGGGAUGAUUAAAGUAGAGAGAGGGCGGAUCUGCCAGAGAUGUGGGAGGUACCUGACAGAGCCAGAGUUUCUGCGCAGUCUAAAGGGAGAGCUGACCCACACUUACUGCAGCCAAGCAGUGCAAUAA